CAGACAGACAGACAGACAGACAGAGUGAUUUCAUGCCAUUUUUUUUCCAAAAAUAGCGAUGACACCUAAUUUCUACGAAUAGGCUACACGUAUGUUCGAGUUUCGAUUUUUUUUUGGCAUAGCCAUGUAUGCAUACCGCAUACUCCUAGACCUUUAUAAACGUGUGUAGUCCGUCUUCCCAAUCGGGACAAGUUGUUGACAGACAUACGAUUUUGUCGAGAUCAAUCAGUUCCUCCCAGGUGUUCAAAGACAAGAUAAUUUCAGUCAAAAGAUUCCACUGCUCAUCUUCUAAACAUCUUCUCAAGGAAAAAGAAAAAGUUUGAAAAAAAAAGGAGCAACAAAAAAAACCAACCCCGCAUUACCACAAACAAUGGCAGAUUCUGCGGCUACUGCUCCCACUAUCCAGACGUUUGUCAUGCUUGAUAUUGAGGCCACCGGGUUGCCCGAGGAAAACCCGAAAAUCACCGAGUUGUCGUUCGUCGCCGUGACCAGAGAGGCGAUAUUGAAGCCGAGAGCGGACGGCCAGACAUUGCCGAGAGUUCUGAAUAAACUCAACAUAGCCUUCCAACCCCACAAGAAUAUUGUCCCUAGAGCCUCUAGAGUGUCAGGUAUAGAGAACUGGAUGCUAUCUCAGAUGCACCCAUUUGGAGAACACAUUGGACUGUUGCGCCUAUUUCUUGAGAAACUACCCCAGCCUGUCUGCUUAAUUGCGUUUAACGGCGACAG
Messenger RNA from Aplysia californica (California sea hare), 726 nucleotides. Its product is annotated as three-prime repair exonuclease 1. Gene Ontology annotation, cellular component: cytoplasm. Lineage: Eukaryota; Metazoa; Mollusca; Gastropoda; Aplysiida; Aplysiidae. Gene Ontology annotation, molecular function: 3'-5'-DNA exonuclease activity; nucleic acid binding. The record is from RefSeq and is a predicted model, not a curated record. Gene Ontology annotation, biological process: DNA catabolic process.